AUGCGGAGGACGCGCGGUCUUCCACGUCGGGACUAUAAUGCUCUACACAAUGGCUUGGUUUCUUCGCCUUCAGAGCAAUCUGAGGAAUCUACCUGUGAAAGACACCCUUACUCUCCUGAGCUCUCCCCAUCUAGGGACCCAGAAGACACACCUCACUCGAAGCGAUCUUACUCUUUGCUUAGCUCCUCGCCCUCCCCGCUUGAUCCUGCGUUUUCGGAGAGCAGGAGCAAUACGAGUAGUCCACACCCGUAUAAAAGACGAAAACCCAAGUCGUAUUCUAGUUGGACCAUUGAGCACUUUUGGACCACAGAUCUGGAUAACACUUGGUGUCGGCAGGGUGGCCCACCGAAAAAAGACCGACUGCUUAUUUGCAAGCAUUGCAGCUGGUCCUCCAGAGAUUCAGCACGCUACGGUUCCACUUCGAAUUUAUUGGUGCAUCUCCAGACCAAGCAUCGUAUCAAGUCUGGGCCGGACUCCAUCUUCUUACCCGCGGUCGAAGGAAGCCUCGACCGGUUCUUGGCGUCACCGAGAAAGAAGGCUAGCGUUGAAGAAAUGCUAGUCCAAUGGGUCAUUCAAACAAGACAGCCUUUCACAGUGGUGGAGCAGCCGGCUUUCAGGGCACUUAUCGAAGCAACAGGGACUACUUUGCCCAUCAAAACCGCUGAUACUCUCUUUAACCGAAUUAAGGAGGAAUUCCACUCGGGUAGGGCUUACGUGAAAAAUGAACUUGCCAGGAGUAGCCGGACACUCGCAUUAUCUCUUGACGUGUGGACGUCAGAAAAUCAGAUUGCGAUAAUGGGUAUCAUUGGUCAUUGGAUAUCCCCUGAUUUUGAAAAGCGAGAAGAGCUCCUUGAGUUCACCGAAAUUAAUGGACCCCAUUCUGGAGAGAACCUUGCGGAAGUUGUACUGAAGAUGCUCGACGAGCUAGACAUCGCGCCUAAGCUCCUGACCAUCACGGGGGACAAUGCGGGCAAUAACGGGACACUCUGCGAUAGCCUGCAUGACCAGCUCCUCAAGAAGUAUGAUAAUGACGAUGACCGCUUUCGCAUCAGGCCUCUGAUGCGGUUCCGUGGACGACAGAGCUUUAUUCCUUGCCUUGCCCAUGUCCUCAAUCUAAUUUGCAAAGAUGUAUUAGCUUCUUUAAAGGCUGGUUCAGCUCGAGAAGCGAAGGCGAUACUGGACGAUAUGGCCAUUCAUACUAGCCCAGCAUUCAACUCUCUUCACAGCACGAAAGGAGCAAUUAUGAAAAUCCGAUUGCUGACGCUAUGGAUCGCCCGUAGCCCACGGCGCCGCCAAGAAUGGAAAGAAGUAUCACCAAGCAAAAAAGUCAGUUAUGACGUUGACACCCGAUGGAACUCAACAUAUCUCAUGAUUCAAGAUGCCCUUCGGCUACAAACUGAGCUGGGGCAGUUCGUGCGGAUACAUCCAGAAGUUCAGGCCCUCCAGCUUAUCGAUGACGAAUGGUCGACACUUCAGCAAGUAGCCAAGAUUCUGAAGCCGUUCUGGGACCACACAAACUCGGUUUCAAAGGCAUGCCCAACAAUUGUGGAAAGCCUACCGAUUUACUGGAGCUUGGAUGACUUGUUAAAUGACGUUCGAAAUGCGGAGGGAGAUUUUGAAGAUGUGAACAUUGAAAUUCGCGAUGCGGUGGAAAGAGGGAUUCGGAAGAUGAACAAGUUCGCUAGAAAAAUGGACGACAACCUUCUUUAUUAUGUGGCUUCCGUGCUAGAUCCGCGCAUCAAGUCUGCGGGAAUUUCUAAAAAAAAAGAAUACCCUCCAGAGCCAUUCGUGUCGCGUGAAGUUGACCAUCUACGUCCACCUGGGAUGUCAGAAACAAUGUGGAAGACUCUGCGCAAAGUCCAGCCAUCCAAAGAGGUCUCUUUGUCGGAUAUUGAUAAAUAUUUGGAUUCCCCGCCGGUCAACUGGUCCCAUCAUAUGAUCGGCGAUGCAGACGCAGAAUGGGUCUUAAAGUGGUGGAAGGCUAACGCGUUUAAUUUCCCACUGAUGGCAAAAGCCGCUCGCGAUUAUCUACCCAUCCCUUCAGCAGAGGUCGGGAUUGAACGCGAGUUCAGCAAUGCUCGAGAUGUUUUGGGCCUCCGAAGGCACCGUCUGACGCGGAGACUAUGCGAUGGCUGA
Penicillium cosmopolitanum is the source of this 2136-nucleotide messenger RNA. RefSeq lists its product as uncharacterized. Gene Ontology annotation, molecular function: protein dimerization activity. Lineage: Eukaryota; Fungi; Ascomycota; Eurotiomycetes; Eurotiales; Aspergillaceae. The transcript is spliced from 2 exons. The record is from RefSeq and is a predicted model, not a curated record. The coding region runs from base 1 to 2136 and encodes 711 amino acids.